AUGAAGAUGGCUGCUAUCACUGCAUCAGCUCCUGGUCGCAUAGACUACUAUGCACAGAGCUUGUAUCCCAGUACCACCACUUCAGCGGCUUUCAAGAGAGGGACAGGGGAAACUCUACCUGGGUUCCCCUCUCAGUACGAGGGUGAGAGGGUGUGGACAGGAUCCAAGUGGUUAGACCCCAACCUCGAGAAGAGUUACAUCGUGCAGAUCGACAAAGACGACUUGCUUGAGGUGGAGAAUGCUCUCCGCCAUUUUCAAGGUCUGAACGUGCCGCCUGGUCUUUUAAGUCGCGACACUUUCCCUCUCCCCAAGGGGCUGAGCCACAGGCUUCGGAAGGUAUCUCAAGACUGCUACAAUGGUCGUGGGUUUGCCAUUGUUCGUGGUAUCUCUCCUGAUCGUUUCACCGACGAGGAGAAUGUGCUUGUCUUUGGCGGCAUAUCCUCGUACAUCGCACCCACUCGCGGAUUCCAAGAUGUUCACCGUGAGCUCGUCACUUGCCAUGUCCUGAGUGAGGAUAUGAGACCUGGCUCGAAGGAGCAGAAUUUGAGACCUGCAUUUACCAAUGGCCGACUGGCGUUCCAUACCGACGUCGGCGAUAUUCUCGCUCUCCAUACGCUGGGCGUAUCCGAUACAGGUGGUGAAACGAUGAUUGCCAGUGCUUGCCAAAUCUACAACGAGAUGGCAGAAAGUCGGCAUGAUCUGAUUCAAGAGCUUGCCCAAAACUGGGCUUUCUUCCACUCCCAGGACUACUACACCGACGGGACUCCUCUCCUGACGAACGCCCCGGGGGACAAGUUGGUGUUCCAGUUCUCAAGGCUGCCCAUCACAGGCUUUCGAAGCCAGGGUGCGAACCCCACUCUCCCUCCGCCCAGUGAGAAGCGUCUUGAGGCCAUGGCCAAGGUGGAAGAACUGGCGUGGAAGCAUGCUUUCCCGUUGCCUCGGGAACCUGGAGAUAUGGCGUACAUUAACAACUUGUGUCUGAUGCAUGCUCGCAGCGCCUUUGACGUGGACGAAGAGGGCAACCCACUGCCCUCAAAGCGUCAUCUCGUCAAGCUAAUGCUGCAGGAUCCAGAGUUGGCGUGGGAACUUCCUCAACAUCUCGGCUGGUAUCUGGAGCGUGUCUAUGGCCCGAACCAAGAAGACGGGGGCAGGACUGAAAAAUGGCAGCUCAGUGUGAAGGACGAAUCAUUGCCCGAUGGUCGGAUCUGGGCUGGCUCUGGAGCCCUCUCCAAUGGCUAA
Molecule: messenger RNA, 1239 nt
Organism: Podospora anserina S mat+
Lineage: Eukaryota; Fungi; Ascomycota; Sordariomycetes; Sordariales; Podosporaceae
Exons: 4
Coding region: 1-1239 (412 amino acids)
Molecular function (GO): oxidoreductase activity
Source: RefSeq, a predicted model, not a curated record